AUGCCCAAUAAAUGUGCGAUGUGCUGUAUCUCCUGUAGCCGCCUCUCACUACUGCUGUGCGUCCUCAGCCUGACUCCGGACGGGAACCAGGGCGGGUCCGGAGACCCUGUGCGGGCGGAGCUGGUCGACAAGCUGCAGUUGUGUCGGGAGAGAGGCUUCUAUUUCACUAAACCAGGCUAUGGCCCCAACGCGCGGCGGUCCCGCGGCAUCGUGGACGAGUGCUGCUUCCAGAGCUGUGAGCUGCGGCGCCUGGAGAUGUACUGCGCGCCUCCCAAGACCAGCAAGGCCGCCAGGUCCGUCCGCGCACAGCGCCACACGGACCGGGCGCCGAAGAGACCUUUACCUGCACAUAGUCAUUCAUCCUUCAAGAUUGUAUAG
Molecule: messenger RNA, 378 nt
Organism: Pseudoliparis swirei
Lineage: Eukaryota; Metazoa; Chordata; Actinopteri; Perciformes; Liparidae
Product: insulin-like growth factor I, juvenile form
Cellular component (GO): extracellular region
Molecular function (GO): hormone activity; growth factor activity
Source: RefSeq, a predicted model, not a curated record